Messenger RNA from Leopardus geoffroyi (Geoffroy's cat), 2421 nucleotides. Its product is annotated as sialic acid-binding Ig-like lectin 5. Gene Ontology annotation, cellular component: plasma membrane. The transcript is spliced from 9 exons. Lineage: Eukaryota; Metazoa; Chordata; Mammalia; Carnivora; Felidae. The coding region runs from base 691 to 2310 and encodes 539 amino acids. Gene Ontology annotation, biological process: cell adhesion. Gene Ontology annotation, molecular function: sialic acid binding. The record is from RefSeq and is a predicted model, not a curated record.
GAGGAGUGAAGGACCAGACUUUCCCAGAAGAGAGGCGGGACUCCAUUCGAAGACAGCUGCCGUGGAUGCCAGCCAGUCUGUUCAGGGUCAUGUAUCGGGUCCAUGACUAACCACUUGGGCACCUGCUUCUCCUGCACUCAGCUCCCCUCCCUUUUCCCGUGCCGUCUUCCCAGGUUGCCAGCUUCCUGAAUAAAGCACCAUCGACUCGUCUCUCGAGUAUUGAUUUUUUUUCUUUUCUUUUAAUUCCAGUAUAGUUAACAUGCAGUAUUCUAUUAGUUUUAGUUAUACUGGUUGACAUGACUAUUAUUUAUUUCCAAGCGGUGAGCGGCCGCACCUGACUUCGGGACCAGCUUUCUGUCCAGUUAACAGCUCUCGGCUACAGACAACUGGGCAUGAGCCCAGGAGGCAGGGCUUGGGGGCUCCCGUCCUUCCUUACUGCCUUACUUGAGCAAGACCCUUGCCUCCUCUGAGUCUUAGGACCCGCCUGCCCCACGCAGAAAGGGGACCAGAUUAUCUCAAAGAUUAAUCACAGCUGACUGUGAGUCUGAAGUUCUCUUUUCUAGGUUUGUGCCCUCUUGUACCUACCACAGGCUUCCUGUCUGAACUUCCUCUGUCCUCCCACAGCCCACGGAUUCCUUUCUCUGUCAGAGGGGCCACAGAAGGCAAACUGUCCCAGGGCAUGACAGAGGGAUGCCGCUGUGGCUGCUGCUGCUGUGUGGAGGGCCCCUGCUUCAGGUUCUGGGCUACUGGCUGGAGCUACAGGACUCUGUGACUGUCCAGGAGGGCUUGUGUGUCCACGUGCGCUGCAAAUUUUUUUCGCCCUGGCUUAGCUUUGGAUUCAUCCCCGUAUCUUGGUUCCAGAAAGGGGCAGAUGUCAACUACGAUCCUCCAGUGGCCACAAACAAACCAGACAGGAAGCUGCAUGAGAGGACCCAGGGCCGGUUCUUCCUCCUCGGGGACCCCCAGACUGAGGACUGCUCUCUGUACAUCACAGAUGUCAACAUGGGGGACAGUGGGACUUACUUCUUACAUGUCAAAACACACUCCUAUCUAUAUAAUAUGCUUUCUCUGAAUGUGACAGCUCUGACCCACACACCUCACAUCCUUACCCCGGGGACCCUGGAGUCCGGCCGCCCCGGGAACCUGAACUGCUCUGUGCCCUGGGCCUGCGAGCGGGGAAUGCCCCCCAUCUUCUCCUGGACGUCAGCGGCCCUCACCUCCCUGGGCCCCAGGACCCACCUCUCCUCAGUGCUCACCCUCACCCCACGGCCCCAGGACCACGGCACCAACCUCACCUGUCAAGUGCAAUUCCCUGCAAUUGGUGUGAUGGUGGAAAGGACCAUCCAGCUCAAUGUCACCUAUGCUCCACAGAACACGGCCAUCAGGAUCUUCCAAGGAAACAGAAUAGCCCUAGAGACUCUGCAAAACACCUCGUCCCUUCUCAUCCGGGAGGGCCAGGACCUGCGGCUGCUCUGUGCUGCUGCCGGCAACACCCCCGCCGAGCUGAGCUGGUUCCGGGGGUCCCCUGCCCUGAAUGCCACCCCCAUGUGCACGACCCACAUCCUGGAGCUGCCUCAAGUCGGGGCUGCGGAGGAAGGGACGCUCACCUGCCGAGCUCAGAACUCGCUGGGCUCCCAGCACGUCUCCCUGCGUCUCUCUGUGGUCUGCCCCCCGCGGCUGCUCGGCCCCUCCUGCUCCUGGGAGGGCGAGGCGCUGGGCUGCACCUGCUCCGCCCGAGCCCGGCCGGCCCCCACCCUGCGCUGGCGGCUGGGGGAGGGGCUGCUGGAGGGGAACCACAGCGACGCCUCCUUGACCGUCACCUCCAGCUCCGAGGGGCCCUGGGCCAACAGCUCCCUGAGCCUCAGGGGGCCGCUGGGCUCUGACCUCAGACUCAGCUGCGAGGCCCGGAAUGAGCACGGGGCCCAGAGCACCGCCGUCCUGGUGCUGCGGCCAGAUGAGCCAGAACCCAGGGCCAGUGGCGUCCUGGGAGCCGUCGGGGGAGCGGGCAUCAUGACCCUGCUAUUUUCUCUCUGCCUUUGUCUCAUCUUCAGAGUGAAGACCCUCAGGAAGAGAGCAGCCCAGCCAGUGCAAAUCAUGGAGUUGAACCCAGCCGGUGACUCAGGCUCUGGGGCUCAUCGGCACCGGGUCUUGACAGACAUCCCUGCAGACCCCCCAGCUCCUGCUGGGACUAGCCCCAUUUCAGGAGAAGAACAGGAACUCCACUAUGCUUUCCUCCGAUUUCCCAAGCUGAAGCCUCGGGAACAGGAAGGCAUCAACACCGAGUACUCAGAGAUCAAGACAUACAAGUGAGGAAUUGUCUGUCUCCUACUUCUGGAGCCUGGAAGUCUGAGAUCACGUGUCAGCAGAGGUCUCUCUCCUUGGCUUGUAGAUGGCCGUCUUCUCCCUGUGAACUUACCUGGU